AUGGAGCUCAAGUGCCUUUUGAUGUGGCUCUUGCUUGGAUCCGUCACGGGGAACAAGCCAGAAGAAUGCCCAACUCUUCCAAGGACUGCAUUUGUUGACGUUACUGCUAAAGCGUAUCCACUGGGGACCAAACUGUUUUAUAAAUGUGAUGAUGGCUACAUGAGAAGAAGUGGCCAGUACUUGGGAAUUCGGUGUCAGAGUAUACAUCAGGUUGCUUCUUGGGUCUACAAGGACUUUGAAUGCAUUGAUAAGAAAAUUUUGUUGUCAACGGCUCCCACAAUGGAGUUAGAUUUUACAGUGACGCCAGAAAGAAAAACACAGAGCCCUGCACCCCAGAAGCAAGAAAACCUUUCAGAGUUUGGCCAGAAAGAUUUUUGUGGUCCCCCCAAGACUAUUCCACAUGCCUCUUUAAGCCUGGACAAACGGUAUCGUGUGGGGCAAGUAUUACAUUUCAAAUGCCAGAGCGGUUAUGAUAAGCGAUCCCCCACUUCUGGCACCAGCACGUGCAAGAAGGUGAAUGGCAAAGUCAUUUGGACCCCCCUCGACAUACGCUGCGCCAAUGACAGCAGCUAUAGCGACGACUGGCUGCCACAGACUAUUGAGCCAGGUUCAACUCCUCCAUCCUUUUCCUCAUCAGUGAUACUGCCAGUGACAGCUGUAUUUUACCUCUUGGUAGGGCAUAUUGGGCCACUGGGGAAAUGUUUGUAUCCAAGGCUUGAUCCUUCAACACAACAUGCAGAGAGCAUGUGGAAACCCACAGGACCCAUCCUGGGAGCAAACCACCACCGCUGGAAGAGGCUGUGGCCAAAGGGACUCCGUCGCUGUUGUGCUUUCUCUGCAGAUGCUCUCACUUGUUUUACAUGA
Messenger RNA from Opisthocomus hoazin, 864 nucleotides. The record is from RefSeq and is a predicted model, not a curated record. NCBI's taxonomy places the organism in Eukaryota, Metazoa, Chordata, Aves, Opisthocomiformes, Opisthocomidae.